GCGCUUGCUGCGUAAUGAUAACGCAUGCGCAACCAAGGAGGUCUAAAGGAGAGUCAGGGAAAAUGAGGCUCCCUACCUGCUGCGCCUGUGCAAAAUACAAAAACAAAAACAAUUAAGACUACGGGAGGAGGAAGUAGCAAAUGAAGGGGGUAAAACACCCUCCCCAGCCCUUUUGGCUCGAGUGAUCACAGGAAAUGCCGGAAGUUGAUGCUCAUGUCACCUCGGCCUCGUACUCUCGCGAGAUCAGUGUCCACUUCCGACCAGCUGAUUCGAAGUUGUGUAGUUCUUAGGCUGGAGUACAGCGGUCUUGGACUGGACUGUAAAAUUUUAUCCUUCGCCGUUUUCCCGACUCUUCCUUUUUCCUCUUCCCCAGGCACUUUCCCGCUCUCGCGGUUACGAUGGAAGAGGACUUUGUGCUGGCCCUGAAGCUGCAGGAAGAGUGGAACACUGAAGUCCCGACGUUCGUCCCGCCCCCCAGGGAGCCCAAGUCGCUUGUAGACGAGUCCUGGGAACUCGUAGACCCCAACCCUGAUCCCCGAGCGUUGUUUGUGCAGUUCAACAAGCUGUAUUUCUGGGGGCGGCUGGAAGCGGUGGAGGUGAAGUGGAGCUUUCGAAUGACUCUAUGUGCUGGAGUAUGCAGGUAUGAAGGGAAAGGUGGAAUGUGUUCCAUCUGCCUUAGUGAACCUCUUUUAAAACUGAGACCAAGAAAAGAUCUUAUAGAGACACUAUUACAUGAAAUGAUACAUGCAUAUCUAUUUGUUACUAAUAAUGACAAAGACCGGGAAAGUCAUGGCCCAGAGUUUUGUAAACAUAUGCAUCGCAUCAAUCGUCUGACUGGAGCCAAUAUAACUAUAUACCACAGUUUUCAUAACGAGGUGGAUUUAUAUCGUCAACACUGGUGGCGUUGCAAUGGGCCCUGCCAGCAUAGAAAGCCCUACUAUGGUUAUGUGAAACGAGCAAUGAACAGAGCCCCAUCAGCCAAAGAUUAUUGGUGGUCUGAACAUCAGAGGACUUGUGGAGGCACAUAUAUAAAGGUCAAAGAACCAGAGGGCUAUUCAAAAACAGGCAAGAAGACGACAAAUCUAGGAAAGCAUCCAAACUUGGGAACAGAAAGUAAAGAUAAAGGUAAACCAAAGGAAGGAGGGAGCCAGAUGUUGAGCCCCUUCAGUGGAAAAGGAUAUCUCCUGGGAGGAACAAGCAGUACAUCCUCACUUGGGAAACGAAUCAACUCACAUCACACCAUUAACAAAACCCAGGAACUACUCAAUCCAAAUAGCUCAUUGGUUACCAUAAGACCUAAUCAUAAAACUGAGUUAAAAUCAAAUUCAUCCCAGAGAAUUAACAGCUCUGAAGAUAAAUUACCAAAUAAGAGACCCAAAAUUGAAAACAAAACUGCUUUUGCCAAUUUUUUUAUCAAAAAAGAACAAAUUAAUAGCAUGUGUACAAAUGGUAAUGGCACAAACUGCAGUUCAUUCCCUGUCACCUCAUCUCAGAAUUCUAGCAAUUUAAUUAGUCACAAAAAAGGGGUGAGUUGCCCUGUUUGCCAGACUCAAGUUUUAGAGGCUCAGAUUAAUGAACACUUGGAUUCCUGCCUUAAGUAAGAAACCAUUGCCAAACCCUAGAGCUGCAAAUGUCUUUGGAAACGAAUUUGUCUUAAUUACGUAGCAAAAAUUAGCUCAUGGGUACAUCAUGCUAACUCAUCAAGAACUUAGAGUUGUAAUAGUCAUAUAUAUAUGUGUGUGUAUAUAUAUAUAUAUGGAUUAAAAAAUUGGGAAGGCUCUUUCUGUGAGCUCCAAAUUUGAUUCUAUAUUUUUCUAUUAUCACAUUUCAAAUAAAUCCAGGUUAUUUCCAAAAAUCUUAAAGUAGUUUUAAGAUGCCCUGUAUACUACAGUUCGUGGUUCUUUUACCAAGUUUUGUUAUCUAUUUUUCAAUUUUAACAUUUAUGAAUAAAAAAGAUUUUUAAAUAUUGUAUUUUAGAUAAUGACUUGUUUAAAUCUAUUGUCUAUAUCUUCAUCAAAAUAUUGCCAUUGAAUUGAAAUAUAUAUGUACAGAUAUAUAGACACACACAAUGUUGAAUCCUUUCAGUAGAAAAAGAUAGCUCCUGGAAGGAACAAACAGUGCAUCCUCACUUGGGAAAUUCCUUAACCCACAUCACGCUAUUAAUGAAACCUAAGAACUGUUUAAUCAGAAAUGUCUGCUAGUUGCCAUGAGCCUUAAUCGUAAAACUGUUGAACUCAAAUUCAUCUCAAGGACUGAAGAUAAAUUACCAAAUAAGAGAUCCAAAGUCAAGCUGUAAUGUUGUUACCCAAAGGGUUGAGAAUGGUGUUUACAAACAUAAGGGCAAAACAAAGUUUAAAGCACUUUUUUUAACAGAUCCAACUAACUACAACCAACCCUCAAUUACAAAGAAAUAUAUCUUAAUAAGAGAUUUUUAAAAAUACUCUAGUUCUUCCCUAUUAAAUUUUUGUGAAGACUUAAAGCAAGAUUAGUAGGUUCAUGUUUAAUUGAGGUUCAAAGAUCGUAAACUGGUUUAAUUGUAGUUGGCAUUUUGCUGAUUAAUGUAGAGAGUCAUUAUUAAUUUGUAUACCCAUUACCAAAUUUGGUUGACUCAUUUUUUAGGAUUUUAGUAUGUUAAAGUUACAUAUGCAUAACAAAGGAAUAAUUUGUUUAUGUACCAACAGUAGAAAAUCAUACAGACAUAAUGGUUAUUAUAACCUUUAAAGCAGAAUUUUUGAAUCCUAGUAUACAAUCUUAUCUAUUUGUUUUGAGAAAAAUUUCCUAAGUUCUAAUGAUGAGACAAUGAUAAUUUUCUAAUUUUUUACUUUUUAUUUGAGAAUAGACUGGGUGUAAGCUAGUUUAUUUGAAAAAUUAGUGGAUAUUUAAAUCCAUGGCUGUUAAUCUCCACAAAAGUUCUACAUCAAAGCCCCACUGUGAUGUGGAGAAUGACCCUGAAGUUCUUAAAGGCUUUUCAAGCACAGCACAAACUUUAACACAAUUAAAAUAAAGGAAUCUAGAUAGCAUAACAUAUAUAGAGUGCUACACCUAGAAGUCAGACCCGAAACCAAAUUUGGCUCCAGAUAACUAGCUCUGUGAUUCUGAGCAAGUCACUAAACCCUCUGUGCCUUACUUCCUCAUUUGUAAAAUGAGAAUAAUAAUAGCACCUACCUCCCAGGAUUACUAUGGUAAAAUAAUAUUGUAAAGGGCUAUAUAAAUCUUUAAUUGCCAUAUAAAUGUUAACUAUUCUAUAAAUGUCAUUUAUCUUCAAUCACAUCUACAGAUUUCUCAUCUUUCAUCUCAUUUUCAUUGUCUCAAUCUGUUCCUUCAUGCUUUAUUUUCAGUUUUGUGCUUGCUCUCAUCUAGGAUCAAGUAGAAACUCUUCAUUUUACAACCUCUCUUUCUAGUAUUAAACUACUCUUCUUCAUAUACUCUAUGAGCAUGUCAAACUGUUUUUCUUCUUAAUUUCUCACAUGAUACUCAACCACAGGAACUCUCUUCUUUCUUAGGAUCCCACUUCCAUCAAAGACAGGCAGCUGUAGCUUAGUGGACAAAGGUCCAGUGUUGGAACCAGGAAAACCUGAACUUAAGUCCUGCCCCUGACAUACUAGCUCUGUGACCCACAGCAAGGUUAAAUCCUCACACUGUUCUGGGAAAUUCUUUUAAGACUGUAUGAUGCAACCACCAUGAUAGAGCCCCUUCACCUGUGUGUCCACAGUAUCAAUGAAAAUUUAUCCUUCUGACUCCCUUUCAAUCUCUUGGAGCAUUAUUUAUUUUUUGCCCCCUAAAUGAGAGUAUCUCUCAAGUGUUCCUGGAUCCUUUCACUUGCUUGAUGAGUUUAUCUGCUCCCACAGAUUCAGUUAUCUCUAGGCCUAUGACUUCCACAUCUAUAUCCCCUAUAAUCUCCCUCCUCAAUUCCAGUUUCAUAUUUCUAACUUGCUAACUAGACAGACCCAAUUGGAGACUCGGCAAUAUCCAAUUUCCUCUACCUGAACCUUUUUCUGGUCUAAAUUUCAUUCUUCAACUAGGCUUUUGCAAUAACUUCUAACUUGGUCUUGUUUUCUAAUCUCUUCCCUUUCCUUCUAUCCUUUAUUUUGCUGCCAAGAUAUUCUUUCAAAGACACAGGUCCAACCAUGACACCCCCAUCCUUUAAUACUCUUAGGAGUUUCCCUAUUUUCUCUAGGAUAUAAUAUAAACUCUUUAGCCUAGCAUUCAAGAUUCUCUGCAAUCUUUCCCCAACAUAUAUUUGCAUUGAUCUCCCUCAUUAUGCCAUUGCAUGUACUGUAUGUUCCAGCCAAGCUGGAAUACUUGCCCAGUUUUUUUCUUCCACCUCCAAGUUUCAGGUGCAACCAUCUUCAUCAAACCUGAUUCUCAGAUUUCUUUAUAUUAAAUAGUUCUCCGUACACAUACUGUAUCCUUCUAAUGAUCAAAGGCAGAAACUGUUAAAAUUUUUGUACCUCGAGCACAUUGCACAUAGUAGGUGCUUUAUAUGUUGUUGAACUGGAAAGGAGACAUCAGGAACCACAAGGAAAUUAUGUAUAUAUGCUAGCAAGUUCAUCUAUUCUGACAGGUGAUGUUGGUUGCCUGGUCAGCUGUUUACUGUGAAAAGAUCCUAGAUGUUUCAUGUGAUUGUAAGAUAAAAACUAUGGAUGGCUUUUUAAAAAAUAUAUUAGAAAUUAACUUCAAUAAUUCAUAUUUUGAAAGCAAUUUUAAAAUGUUUCAAAUAAAAGUGGUAGUGAAAAGUGGGAAGGAAAAAUGACUUAAAAGUGAUAGCUUAAGCCAUAUAUAGAUAUAUGAAAAAAGGCUCUAAAUCACUACUGGUUAGAGAAAUGCAAACCCAAACAGUUCCAAAAUAUCGCCUCAUACCCAUCAGAUUGGCUAAAAUGAAAAAAAGGACAAAAUGACAAAUGUUGGAGAAGUAGAGAAAUGGAGAUACUAAUACAAUACUAACAGUAUUGGUGGAGCUGUGAAUUGAUCCAGCCAUUUUGGAGAGCAAUUUGGAAUUAACACAGAAUUAUAAAACCUUAGACCUAGCAAUACCAUUUUUGGGUCUGUUUCCCAAGAAGAUCAGAGAAAAAGGAAAGGAACCUAUAUGUUCCAUAAUACUUACAGCAGCUCCAUAUGUGGUGGCAAAGAACUGGAAAAUGAGAGAAUGCCCAUCAGUUAGAAAAUGACUAAACAAAUUGCGGUAUAUGUUUGUGAUGGAAUGCUGCAGCACCACAAGAAAUAAUGGACAAGCUAAUUUUUUUUAAAUGUAGCAAGAAUGACAUGGGAUAAUGAACAGUGAAAUGAGUAGAACUAAGAGAACAUACACAGCUACAGAUUUAAUACUUGAAGAAUAAAUUGUAAAUGUCACAUCCAGAGAAUGAACUAAAAAAUGGAGACAUGAAAGAUAAUUUAUAUAUACAUAUCUGUGUUUUGGAUGAUGUCUUCUGUGAUGAAGGGAAGGAAGAGAAGGCUGAGACACUUGUUUAAGAAUUUUUUAUUUUAAAGAAAGAAAAAAAAAGAGUGAUGGUUUAGGGGCAACUGGGUAACACAGUCAGGACUGGAGUCAGGAAGACCUGGGUUUGAAUAUGACCUCAGACACUUAUUAGGGGUGUGACCUAAUAGUCACAACCCCAACUGAGUAGCCCUUGCUAGGAAUGGGCACUUACCAUUAAUUCUAAGACAUUAGGAAAGGGUAAAAAAAAAAAAAGAAAAAUUGCUACUAAGAAGGUAAGGUUUAAAAAGAGGUGGUUUUAAUUUUUUUGGAAUUAAAAGAAAAGUAAGCCAUCCAUAGUAAAUAUUUCAAAUAACUAAAUUAUGUUAUUCCUUUCCUAUUUAUAUCAGUUUAAUUGUUUGGUUGUGUCUGAUUGAUUCCUCCUAGUUAUACUCAUACUCUUCCCUUUCAAAGAAAUGUUUUAGAUGUGCCACCUGUAUUCAGAAGAGGUGACUUACCCAUUGCUCCUUCCCCAUCCCUGCCAGUAAGAUUCACAGAUGAGCCUUAAGUUCCCACCAUCAAUGAAAUCCCAAGGCCUGAACCUCCCCUUAUCCUUGGCUAGUCCCUACAGGGUUAUUGGAGUCUGUCCUUUCUUCUCAGAUUUUUGCUUCCUUUUUUUUUUUGCAUCUUUUUUAAGUUGCUCCACCGCCAGACAUUCAGGCCUGGGCUGCACUCCCUCCUUUCCAGGGUGGCUCUGUUGGCCCUUUUCUCAAAGCCCAGCUUGUGUGCUGUACCUCCUCCAAGAAACCUUCCAUCUCCCAGCUGGAAGUUUUCUCUCCCUCCUCAAAUUUCCCUCCAGCACUUUGUCUGCAUCUUCCUUAGUCCUCACUCUACCGUGAACUAUAUUUAUGGACAAAUUGUAUUCCUUGUAACAGAAUAAAAACACCUUGAAGGAA
Molecule: messenger RNA, 6369 nt
Organism: Monodelphis domestica (gray short-tailed opossum)
Lineage: Eukaryota; Metazoa; Chordata; Mammalia; Didelphimorphia; Didelphidae
Gene: SPRTN
Product: SprT-like N-terminal domain
Biological process (GO): DNA repair
Cellular component (GO): nucleus
Molecular function (GO): polyubiquitin modification-dependent protein binding; single-stranded DNA binding; metalloendopeptidase activity
Source: RefSeq, a predicted model, not a curated record